Molecule: messenger RNA, 1938 nt
Organism: Periophthalmus magnuspinnatus
Lineage: Eukaryota; Metazoa; Chordata; Actinopteri; Gobiiformes; Gobiidae
Product: zinc finger protein 121-like
Exons: 5
Coding region: 1-1938 (645 amino acids)
Biological process (GO): regulation of transcription by RNA polymerase II; central nervous system development
Cellular component (GO): nucleus
Molecular function (GO): DNA-binding transcription factor activity, RNA polymerase II-specific; RNA polymerase II cis-regulatory region sequence-specific DNA binding
Source: RefSeq, a predicted model, not a curated record
AUGUACAGGGUUAGCAGGUCUGUCCCCAAUGAUGGCUGUGUGAAGACAGAAGAGUCCUCACUGCCUCAACGAAAAGAAACUGAUCAUAGAGAGGACACACAGGGAGAGGACAUCAGCACAGAGACACAUGUCCACAGAGAGGACACACAGGGAGAGGACAUCAGCUCACAGACACGUGUCCACAGAGAGGACACACAGGGAGAGGACAUCAACUCUGACACUGACAUUGAUGAAGACUGGUGUGCUCCAAUCAGCUAUUCAGCUGCACAGAUGGAGACAGAGGCGGAUGGAGACCACUACAACCAAGUCCAGAUGAGAGCCAAAAGCACCACUGCACCAAACUCAGGUCUGUCCCCCAAAUACAAGUCUGCACCAGAGACCAGAGCCACUGUGGACAAUGGGGACGUGUCAGGAACAGCCGAAGGAGUUGCGGAGAAGAAACACCAAUGCUCUGUUUGUAAAAAGAGAUUUGGCUUCAAAAAUAAUUUAAAAAGACAUUUUAGAGUUCACAGAAGAGAGAAACCUUACAGCUGCUCUGUCUGUGAGAAAACAUUUACUCAAAAGAGUACACUCACAGACCACAUGAGAACACACACAGGAGACAAACCUUACAGCUGUUCUAUCUGUGAGAAAGCAUUUACUCUAAAGAAUCAUUUAAAAGACCACAUGAGAACACACACUGGAGACAAACCUUACAGCUGUUCUGUCUGUGAGAAAGCAUUUACUCUAAAGAGUACUCUCACCAGCCAUAUGAGAACACACACAGGAGACAAACCUUACAGUUGUUCUGUCUGUGAGAAAGCUUUUACUCUAAAGAGUACUCUCACCAGCCAUAUGAGAACACACACAAGAGACAAACCUUACAGUUGUUCUGUCUGUGAGAAAGCAUUUACUCUAAAGAGUACUCUCACCAGCCAUAUGAGAACACACACAGGAGACAAACCUUACAGCUGCUCUGUCUGUGAGAAAGCAUUUACUAAAAAGAGUCAUCUUACAGGCCACAUGAGAACACACACAGGAGACAGGCCUUACAGCUGCUCUGUCUGUGAGAAAGCAUUUACUAAAACGAGUUAUCUCACAAAACACAUCAGAAUACACAAGAGACAAACCUUACAGGUGUCCCAUCUUGAGGGGGAAAUUGGGGUCCGGUGGGACCCCAAGGUGCUCCCAGGCCAGCUGAGAGACAUAGUGCCUCCAGACUCAGGACACUCUGGAGUCCAGAGUGUCCUGAGUCUUCCCCGAUGGGACAUGCUCAGAACACCUCUCCAAGGAGGCGUCCAGGAGCCUGAGCUUCAGUCUCACCAAGAAAGCGAUGCUGUGAUGUCUAGAGUGGCCUUCUAUGUGAAGAGGAAACAAAGGCCUUUCAGGUGUGAGCGUGCCCAUGAGAGUCGGCAGACCCUGAGGAUUUUGAAGCAGUGGGAUGGGCUGGCAGUUCUGGAUGGGAUUCUGCACCACGUCACUAAAGAUCUUUUGACCAAGCACGAACGCUUCCAGUUUGUUGUACCAGAGGCCCUGAAAUCAUCUGUGCUCUCUGGCUUCCAUGACAAUGGUGGGCACCAAGGGCAGCCACGCACUCUAUCACUGGCUCGUCAGCAUUUUCUUUUGAAUGUACGCAACUAUGUAAAACAGUGUCUACGAUGUGUUCUCAGUAAGACCCCUGAACCAUCUGCUAGAGCCCCACUAGAGAAUAUAAAGACCAGUUUACCAAUGGAAAUGGUGUGCAUUGACUUUUGGUCUGCUGAGGACAGUAACAAGUCAGUGGAUGUCCUUGUGGUUAAGGACCAUUUUACUAAGUUGGCCCAUGCGUUCCCCUGCUGUGAUCAGUCCGCAAAGAGUGUGCUCAACCACUGCGACCAGUGUCCGAGCUUUGAGAGUGAAUUGGUGGUAAAGUUGCUGGACAUUAGGGAGUAUGUUGAGAUCUUUGCCCCCACGGACUAA